Messenger RNA from Symbiodinium sp. CCMP2456, 1374 nucleotides. Lineage: Eukaryota; Dinophyceae; Suessiales; Symbiodiniaceae. The record is from the annotation of a GenBank genome assembly.
GAAGUGUCUCCUUCCGGGAUUGUUUACAAGAACCUGGCGACGAACUCGGCAUUUAAGAAGCCGCCGCGGUUGCCGCGAGGCGGUAUCCUCGCCGACGACAUGGGCCUGGGAAAGACCAUCACGACCAUCGCGCUCAUCCUUGCCAGCCCGCAGCGGGAGUCUCGUGCAACAACCGGGAAGUCCCCAGGCAAAAACCUCGUGAUUUGCCCGCUGUCGGUGCUGUACAACUGGUCGGAGCAGCUGAAGUUGCAUGCGCCAAGCCUACGAGUCAGGACGUAUCAUGGUCCAGACCGCGAUCGCCACCCGAAGACCUUUGGUCUGCAUGACGUGACCUUGACUACCUAUGAUGUUCUUCGGGCGGAAGCAAGGGACAAGACUCAGGGCCUGGGCUCCGUUGCGUGGCAUCGCGCUGUUCUCGAUGAGGCUCACGUCAUCAAGGGCCAUCGGCAAGCGACGGCUCAGGCUGUGUUCCAGCUCGUCACGGCUGAAUGCAAGUGGUGCCUUACCGGGACGCCCAUCCAGAACUCUGUGGAGGACCUCUUCUCCUUAGCCCGUUUUCUGAAGCUCGAGCCCUUCGAUCAGUUCGAUUGGUUCAACAGGACCAUUCUCCGACCACUGAAGAACCGCGAUGUCUCGGGCUUCGAAAGGCUUCAGCUGCUGUUGCGGACCUGGUGCCUGCGGCGAACCAAGGACAUGAGCGUCCAGGAUUCUGAGACAGGGCUCUCCCGGCCACUGUUGAUGCUGCCGCGGAAGACGCUGGAGGUUGUCAAGGUGCCACUGGACCCAGGCGAUCGGGUCCUCUAUGAUCGCUUGUUCAACUGUGCCGCGGAACGCGUCAAAGAGCUGGAGGAGCGGAGCCAGCUGGGCCAAAACUUCUCUCAGGUGCUGUCUCUGCUUGUUCGGCUUCGCCAGCUUUGCUGCGCCAGCUCCUUGCUCCCUGCUGCGCUUCUGACAGAACUGCGGCAAGGGAAAGGCGAUGCCGCGCGCCUCCUGGAAGCCGCCACGGCUGCCCUUGGCAAGGACAAGGUGGAGCACCUGCUUCGCAAUCUCGCGCAAGCGCAAGAAGACGACUGCAGCAUCUGUAUGGAGUCGGGCUGUGAUAUCGUCACGCGCUGCGGACACGUGUUUCACCGUGGCUGCAUCGAAGCGGCCCUUCGCCAACUCGGCCAAGGAGGUUCUGGGUUGUGCCCUCUUUGCCGCGGCCCCAUCAAGAAGUCGGAGCUUUUGGAGAAGCCUCCAGAGCUGGAGGUGGUAGAGGGAGACGAGGGCAGUGACAUCCAUGCGGGCGCAAGUGCCAAGAUCAAGGAUCACUGGAAGGCUGUGCUGGCCUUUCUUGUGGAGAAUGUCUUCAGCAAGUCGCUCGGCUGCUGCUAA